AUGCUGUUCACUUGCAAUCAGUGUCAACAUCGGCAGCAAAAAACUUUUAGCAAGCACUCCUAUCACAAAGGCGUCGUGAUUGUGCGGUGUGACGGGUGUAAGGCCCUGCAUCUAGUGGCUGACAACUUGGGCUGGUUCAACGAGGAAGACGGCCGCAACGUGGAGGAUUUUGUCGCUGCCAAAGGCGGGCAGGUGGAGCGUCGAACCACGUUUGAGGGCCGGAUUCAUGUAUGGUUCUACCACCUCCCCCGCAGGGACAUGGAGGAGCUUUUGGCCGCGCAGGGCAUCAAGCGUAGCGACACUGGCUCAAACCCGUCAGAUGAAGCGCCUCACCACAGUGAAGAGAAGGACCGGCCCAAAAACAAUGCUUGA
Monosiga brevicollis MX1 is the source of this 372-nucleotide messenger RNA. RefSeq lists its product as uncharacterized. Lineage: Eukaryota; Choanoflagellata; Craspedida; Salpingoecidae. The transcript has 4 exons. Gene Ontology annotation, biological process: protein import into mitochondrial matrix; protein stabilization; protein folding. Bases 1 to 372 code for a protein of 123 amino acids. The record is from RefSeq and is a predicted model, not a curated record. Gene Ontology annotation, molecular function: protein-folding chaperone binding; zinc ion binding. Gene Ontology annotation, cellular component: mitochondrion.